GGGCACGGAUUGGUUCAGCCUCAUUCAAAAGUGACAGCGGAUUAUCGAUGGAUUCCGGUCGUCUCCGAUGAAACUUUGGAUAACUAACCGGAGGGAAAUGGUCACUUCAUCCACCUCCUCUUAGUGGCUUUGGAAAUUUAAAUAAGGCAACGACCGAGCUGUUCUGCAAACUCUGACAUCCAGGGGAGAGGCAUUCGCGGGACGACGACAUAGCUAGCUAGCAAAAACCUACAACGGCUUGACGGGAGGCGCGCUGAUGCUAACGCUAACGGUUACAGUGUCAGGGGUGGGGUUAUUCUGAGUGCUGGCUCCAGUGCGUCAUCAAGCCGCCAUUUUACAUCCGCCCAUAAAAUCCUGAGAAUGAAACUAAUGAAAAACUGUAAAAGGGUUAACUCCAUAAUAUACUAACACAGAGUUUACAGACUUUAUACGUGUUUUCAGGAAUUAUUUUUUUGACAUAACUAAUGUGUUUAGAGACAAAUUUCUGACUUUGCUUUACACAGACACCUUAACUGCUCAAUAACUCUCGUGCUAACAUUGUGUUGUGCUAUUCAGCGUUGGAAAAUAGGGCAAAGUUUUUAGAAUUUUAAAACUAAAACUGAAUUAUUAUGUGUCACUUUUAAUACAAUCAAAUUAAUACAAUUAUUAAUAAAAAUGUAAUCAACCGUAUGAUGUUUAGAAAUGGUUUUCUUUAUAUAUGUAAUUUUUUAUAUUAAAAGUAUAAGUCUAUAUAACAACAUUGGGUUAUUUCACACUAUAAGUCACUGGAUUAUUCUUUUUUAAAUAUCAUUUUUAGAGGAAUAUUAACCACAUUAAACGGCCUCUGGAAAUGAGUCACCAGUCUACACGGAGUCUUUGAAGGCAGCAUGGCGUUUUUAUGCUGGGAGGCAGAACAGCAGAUGUCACUAUAGAUAGCCAAUAUAAACACCUCAUAUCCCGGUGUAUUUAAUUUCAUGCACAUCUCUAAGCCCACACAGCCAGUAGGUGGCCUCGGUCGAUCGUUUUAUAUGUGGCGUUUGUUUCAAAUACUAAUUUCUGUUCCAGCUGUCCUCCCCCUCUGUCUGCCUGUGUCACAGCUCUCCAGGAAUGGGAAGGUGUCUCGGUAUGUUAGGUAGGCUACGCGGAAGUGUGAUUACAGCGCGUGUAACUCCGCGUAAAUGACAGGACGCUCCUCGGUGCGUCUCUGAUCAAGACUGUCGCGGAUCACAGCUGGUACCUCAACAUGGCACCCAGAGACCCUCUCCUCGGCACCCUGAAAGUGUGUGUCCUAAACCUGCAGUCAGAUGGAGAGACAGUGACAGACACCAACCCUCACCUCGCCUCUUGCUGUGAGCUUCUUGAACUGGUCCUCAGGAAGGGGCUCCAGCAGCCAGUUCUCAGCCUGGUGCAGAGAGACUACUGGCAGUGCUUCGAACAACUUCCUCAACAAGAUGCCUGUGGCAGGCUGUCUGCUCUGUCGUUGGCAGUGGAGCAGACCAGAGUUUGCAGGAAGCUGCUCUCAGCUCAGGGCCGGGGCCGCUACCUGCUCAGACUGGCCCUCAGCCGCAAGACCCUGUCACAGUUCAUCACACACCUGCUGCACACACCCAGAAUCCUGGAGUGGUACAGCCCGGCUUUAUCAAUUCUCAGGAAUGAGGAAUUUGUGGAGCCUUUCAUGUCGCUGCUGCUCGUCCUCUCUCACAUGGAGUUCAAACUGGACAUGGAGAAUUGUAGUUUUCUGGAUGAGAGUUGGCUCCUACCGGUGUGUGAAAUAUAUGAAGUGGUGCCCUGUCGGGAAGUUGGGAUGGUUUUGAGGUAUCUCAGUGGGCGUGUCUUUGUCCUCGACCUGAUGCCUGGAGGUCAGGCUGACGUCGACAAGUUCAUCUGUCCCGGUGACAUUAUUGAUGAAAUCAACGGGACGUCGCUGAGGAAUUCAAAGUGUGGACAGGCAGGUGUGGUUCUGUCACGACUGAAGGGCUGCCCCCUGUCUAUCCACGUUAUACGAUGGAGAGCCCAUGACGGGACGGUGUAUCGGCCCCUUAUCAAACUCCUGCGAGCCCUGAGGACGGAGAACCCCAUGCUGCAGCUUGGUCUUGCCACCUCCCUACAGCCGGCCCCCCAGGACCAGAGGCCUUCACCCGUCACAGUGUCUCAAAGAGGGAAGGAUUGUGUACAUUGUGCAGUUCUUAGGAAAAGCAAACAUCGGGAUGUUUGGAGGCAAGGAGGUGCUGCAGCAAGCAAUCCCACAGGUGCUGCAGAAAAACCAGCCUAGCAAGGAGGUGCUCUUAGACAUGAAGGAAACACACUUGACAUGCACAGAAAGAAGCAGCAAACUGGAGCUGUUUGAGCACCACUACCCAGAGAUUUCAUGUGUAGGAAGAUUCGGCCAACCAGACUACACAAUAUUUGCUUUCUGUGUGGCUUGAGGUCACUCCCCUCCAUAGAGACAUGUGGUGAUGCAACAUCCAAGCCUACACAGCUUUGUUGUCAUUGGCUGGACCAGAUGUCAGCUGAGCAUGUGAUUGGCUCUGUUCACAGAGACUCCCCAGAAACCCCC
Molecule: messenger RNA, 2536 nt
Organism: Lates calcarifer (barramundi perch)
Lineage: Eukaryota; Metazoa; Chordata; Actinopteri; Centropomidae
Exons: 15
Coding region: 1223-2251 (342 amino acids)
Molecular function (GO): protein binding
Source: RefSeq, a predicted model, not a curated record